This is a messenger RNA of Microcebus murinus (gray mouse lemur), 1540 nucleotides long. NCBI's taxonomy places the organism in Eukaryota, Metazoa, Chordata, Mammalia, Primates, Cheirogaleidae. The record is from RefSeq and is a predicted model, not a curated record.
GGUUGCCCGGGAGACGCCGCGGCGGUUCCGCUCGCGCCGGAGUUGCUGGGCCCGCUGCUGCCCGCUGCGAGCGACCCGCGCGGCUGCCGGGUGCUCCGGCCUGCUGGAGACUGCGUCACCUCCGCCCCCGUCGCCCCCGUCCGUGCCGUGUGACAUUAUACUGCAAGUCAAUCAAUAUAAUAAUUUAAGUUACUUCAACCAUAAUGGAAAAAUAUGAAAAAUUAGCUAAGAUUGGAGAAGGGUCUUACGGGGUUGUAUUCAAAUGCAGAAACAAAACCUCUGGACAAGUAGUAGCUAUUAAAAAGUUUGUGGAAUCUGAAGAUGAUCCUGUUGUUAAGAAAAUAGCACUAAGAGAAAUACGUAUGUUGAAGCAAUUAAAACACCCAAACCUUGUGAACCUCAUUGAGGUGUUCAGGAGAAAAAGGAAAAUGCAUUUAGUUUUUGAAUACUGUGAUCAUACACUUUUAAAUGAGCUGGAAAGAAACCCAAAUGGAGUAGCUGAUGGAGUGAUCAAAAGUGUGUUAUGGCAAACACUUCAAGCUCUUAAUUUCUGUCACAAACAUAAUUGUAUUCACAGAGACGUAAAACCUGAAAAUAUUCUGAUAACUAAGCAAGGAAUAAUCAAGAUCUGUGACUUUGGGUUUGCACGAAUUCUAAUUCCAGGAGAUGCCUACACCGAUUAUGUUGCUACGAGAUGGUACCGAGCUCCUGAACUCCUUGUGGGAGAUACUCAGUAUGGUUCUUCCGUUGACAUAUGGGCCACCGGUUGUGUUUUUGCAGAGCUCCUGACAAGCCAGCCCCUCUGGCCUGGAAAAUCAGAUGUGGACCAACUUUAUCUGAUAAUCAGAACACUGGGAAAACUAAUCCCAAGACAUCAAUCUAUCUUUAAAAGUAACCAGUUUUUCCGUGGCAUCAGUAUACCUGAACCAGAAGACAUGGAAACUCUUGAGGAAAAGUUCUCAGAUACCCAUCCCGUGGCUUUGAGUUUCAUGAAGGGGUGUCUGAAGAUGAAUCCAGAUGACAGAUUAACAUGUGCCCAACUCCUGGAGAGCUCCUACUUUGAUUCUUUUCGAGAUGACCAAAUUAAAAGAAAAGCACGUAAUGAGGGAAGAAACAGAAGACGUCAGCAGAGGUGAAGUUGCCUUCCUCCGUCCCCACCUGAAUCCAGGCUGGCCUUGUGACCUCCUGAGGCACACAGAAUGCAUCAGAGGUGAUGCUGUGCCAUUUUGUGAUCUAGCCCUUGAAGGGCCUGGCAGCUUCUGCCUCCUCUCUCUGGGGAAGCCAGCUACCAUGCUGCAAAGGAGCUUAGGCUGGACCGCUAAGACACCACAUGGAGAGAAAGAGACCAUUGGAAGAGCACCAAAGAGCCAGACCCCUAAGUGAAGCCUUCCUGCACCUUCCAACUCAGCACAGCCACCAGCCAGAUGUAGCCAAACAAGUGCCUCUAGCCAGCACCAAGUAGAACACGAUAACUGCCCACCUGAGCCCAGUCAGCCCACAGGAAUUGUGAGAAAUAAUAAAUCACUGUUGUUUUUAGUCA